AUACUCUCUUCUGUGUAAUCUUUGAUGGGUCAAAGGUUUGAUUACUGUUGGGAUUAGAUUCUCGCACCGAAUAUAAUCGCCACCUCCUCCAUCUGAUUUGUGGAUUUCAUCUUCACAUUGCUUUCAUAUAUAUAUAUAUAUAUAUUUGUCCUUUGCUUUGUGAUUGUUGAUAUUGUUUGGCAUUGGUAUUGUAUGUUUUGUUUGGGGUUUUCUACUCACAGGAAGGCUCUUUCUUGAUAUUGCCCCAUCUGAAGGUGUGUUCUUCAUCAAACCCAUAUGCAUAUUUUUCCUAUUUUAAUGGGUUAAUCUUCUAUUCGGAUUUGUACGUGCGUAGAGGAGUUAGCAAGAUUUGAUAUUUCUUGGGUGCGUCUGAUUCUGUUUUUCGGGAUAAAAAAGUGAAGGCCUUUAAAUAUCUGGUGUUUUUAUUUGGUAAUUGGGAGCCUUGAUUAACAUAGCUGGACAAGCUAUGGUGUUAAAUCAAGAAGAGAAUGUGUGCGGCGGUGUAAGGUCUGAUGAUGGUUAUUUCAUGGAGGGAUGGCCGGGUGCAGAAACUGAAGAGUUGGUGGACUUUGAUGAUUCUGAAUCUCAUGAGGGUUAUGAAGAUAUUGCUGAUUUGUUGCCUAAUGAUCCUUUUGGGAUGGAGAUCAAUAUAGGUUUGCCCAAUGAUCCGUGUGGCAUGGAUUUCAAUAUAAGUUUGCCUACAGAUCCUUUUGGUAUGGAUUUCAAUAUAGAGGCUACUGUUGCGGCCAUUACUGGUUGGAUUGAGGAUUUUGGUUUGAAAGCUUGUGGGUUAGAAACUGAUGAAGCUUCUGAAGAUAAAAAUACUGAUGACAACAAAUUCUUUGCCGAACUGAACUUUGUUUGGACUAGCUCUAUGGAGUAUGAACAAGAGGAGGGAAAGAACGAGGUGGUUGGUUCUGGUAUAGAGUCAUACCCGCAGGAUGGGUCAUAUGAUGACCGUAAUAUGUCGGGUAGUGACAUGGAAGGGUUAAUGUUCUUUGGUUGUGAGAAAUAUCAGAAUGAGCAUGUGAACGAAGCUAGUGUUGCUGACGGAGGUGCUCCAGCAGAUGCUUUAUUUUUUGCUCUUGGUUAUCUUGGUGUUAUGGACCUUCUUUCUGUUGAAAGGGUUUGCAAACCACUGCGUGAUGCUGUACAGAAUGACCCACUUCUUUGGAGAAAUAUUCACAUUGAUCUUCCCUUGAAUGAUAAGAUCACUGAUGAUGAUCUUCUGCGGUUAACUAACAGGGCUCAAGGUACCCUUGCCAGCUUGAACCUUGUGAAGUGCUUCAAAAUCACCAAUGCUGGUCUGAAGCGUGUGCUCCAAAGCAACCCAGGAAUGACAAAGUUAAGUGUGCCAGGAUGCACCAGGCUCAGCAUUGAAGAUGUUCUGCACGAUUUAAAGGUCUUUAAUUCUGUUGCCUUGCCUGGUAUAAAGCUCCUAAGAAUAUGUGAGCUUUUUGGUUUAACGAACCAGCACCUCAAAGACUUUAAGCUUUUAUUAGGGGCAGAUGAGGACAAAAAGCCCAGCAAUUAUAAACCAAGGUUCUAUCGUGCGGGACAGUUAUAUCUCUCUCUUGACGAUGAACGUGUUAUUGACGUUGAAACAUGCCCGAGAUGCCAGCAUGCGAGAUCAGUUUAUGAUUGCCCGGCUGAGAGUUGUCAAGCGAAGAUCCAUUCUGUAAAUGCAUGCAGAGCUUGCAUCUUUUGCAUUGCUCGUUGUAUAAGCUGUGGAUGCUGCUUGGAUAAUAAAGCAUAUGAAGAGACAUUCUGUUUGGAUUUACUUUGUUUGGACUGUUUGGCACAGCUCUUGAACUACCAGGAUAGGGUGACCUUAUCACCAUUGCACACUUGCUUGCGCCAAAAGUCAAGUUACCACGUCGUCCUAUAUGGCUGAGCACCUGACUUGAGUAAUGUCUUUGAACGCUUGUGGAGUAAUGGGGCGAAAUCAUAGGACUAUAUGCGCGUACCAAAUCCAUUACAGAAAGGAUGAGUGUACCAUGAGGCUGUGAGAUCUGACAUUUUCAUUGAAGAUUUGGUGCUUAAAACCAUCUGAGUGGGUUAAGGUGGCAAGACUUUCAGCUCAAGAACAUGGAGUCCCUUAAAUGUUGAAAUGUGAAAUCUCAGAGAUAUUCUAACCCCUCUUCUGUCAACAUGGGCAUUCCAUGAAAAAUAUUGUGGAAAGGGGACGACAGUUUGGCUGACAAAUGAUGUAGGAGAGGCUUAUAAUGCUGUUUAAAGUUCUUUGUGAACUUACAUAUGCUGCCAGAGGAAACACAGAGUUCUGACGAUACGAUAUGUCUGUUCCGACAACAAGGUACCAACAAGUAACAGUCCAGCAUUGUUUGGUAAUUCCUUGAUGAGACGGUAAAGAAUAUCACAUGCUCACUGGACGGCGGUGAUGCUUGUUUGCGUUGGCCAAGAUAUCCUAUGCCCAUUGGACAGCGCUGAUGCUUGCUUGUGUUGGCCAAGUUGGGAUGGAAACUUGAGACAGCAGCUCUGGAGAGUGGUGGUCCUGGGAAUGUCUGUUGAUUGGUGUAACCUUGAAUGCUCAGAUUUCACUAAGCUGCGUUGUGGUACUUGAGACAAUAUAAGCAGUCAUUUCGUAAUUUUCAGUACUCUGUAAGAAUUGGGAGCUUCAUUCUUGAGGCAACGAAGCAUUUACUAUGUCUUACUUUCGUUUCGUGGUUGAUAUCGUAACAUGUUAAAUGUGCUUAUCAUUUUUUCAGUGGAUAUUUUUCUUGUGA
This is a messenger RNA of Sesamum indicum (sesame), 2744 nucleotides long. Its product is annotated as RNI-like superfamily protein. NCBI's taxonomy places the organism in Eukaryota, Viridiplantae, Streptophyta, Magnoliopsida, Lamiales, Pedaliaceae. Gene Ontology annotation, molecular function: protein binding. Gene Ontology annotation, cellular component: cytoplasm. The record is from RefSeq and is a predicted model, not a curated record.